Messenger RNA from Asparagus officinalis (garden asparagus), 754 nucleotides. Its product is annotated as signal peptidase complex catalytic subunit SEC11A-like. Bases 95 to 637 code for a protein of 180 amino acids. Gene Ontology annotation, molecular function: serine-type endopeptidase activity. The transcript is spliced from 8 exons. The record is from RefSeq and is a predicted model, not a curated record. Lineage: Eukaryota; Viridiplantae; Streptophyta; Magnoliopsida; Asparagales; Asparagaceae. Gene Ontology annotation, cellular component: membrane; signal peptidase complex.
AAAAAAAAAAAAACGCCGGCAAAUUCGAUCUCGGUUUCGAAUCCCAAAUUCGCAAAAGAGAGAGAGCGAGAGAUUCAAAGAGAAAGAGAAGAAAAUGGGGUGGAUUGGGGACCAAAUCGAAUCCAUUCGCUCUAUCCAAGUUCGUCAGCUCCUCACUCAGGCGAUCAGCCUUGGUAUGAUCGUGACUUCGGCGCUGAUUAUAUGGAAGGGGUUGAUGUGUGUGACUGGAAGCGAGUCCCCGGUGGUCGUCGUUCUGUCGGGGAGCAUGGAGCCUGGUUUUAAGAGGGGUGAUAUUUUAUUUUUGCACAUGAGCAAGGAUCCAAUUCGUGCUGGUGAAAUUGUUGUAUUUAAUAUUGAUGGACGUGAAAUUCCAAUUGUUCAUCGUGUAAUCAAGGUCCAUGAACGACAGGAGACCGGAGAAGUUGAUGUUCUCACAAAAGGGGAUAAUAAUUAUGGGGAUGACAGACUUCUUUAUGCUCAAGGUCAGCUUUGGCUUCAGCGGCACCAUAUUAUGGGGCGAGCUGUUGGGUUUUUACCAUAUGUUGGCUGGGUGACCAUUAUCAUGACUGAAAAGCCAAUCAUUAAGUAUUUACUCAUAGGCGCCUUAGGAUUGCUGGUUAUAACUUCGAAAGAGUAGAGUGUUUACAUUAUGGGUAUAAACCCCAAUCUACAUGCAGGUACUGUACGAUUGACUAAAACUCGCAAAUGUGGGAUUUCUAUUUUUAAUCGAUAGAUCAACUUUUGAGAUUAUGAA